CCUAAACAAACGUGAUCCGAGCUUUAUAAGUAUGGCCUAAGCUGCCAUUCAAACUAUUCUCAGCGCUCCUCCCAAGAUUUAGUAGCAGGUCUACGAAGGCGUCGAUUGCCGAACUGAAGCACUUCACUCCCCACAAUACGCCGCCUCAUCCAUCUCAAUGAAGUUUAGAUUCGCCUUGCUACUUCCUGCAGUAGCCUCUGCCACACUCUUCUCACAAGUCCCGUUCCAGGACACUCCGGAGGUGGAAGCCUUCCAAAUCUACCAGAGCCAAUACUCUGAAUAUCACUCAAUCCGCAUCAAAGAACAGCAAAAUGACACGCUCUGUGAUGCACGCUCCAAGCAAUACACGGGCUGGCUAGACGUGGGAUCAAAGCAUCUCUUCUUCUGGUACUUCGAAUCGCAAAGCUCGCCCUCCGAAGAUCCCCUGGUUCUAUGGCUUACCGGCGGACCUGGAGGCUCCUCCAUGAUCGGGAUGCUACAAGAGCUGGGGCCGUGUCUGAUUAACGAGCACGGGAAUGGCACGGUGUACAACAAGUACGGCUGGAGCAAGGACACGAAUCUCCUGUUCAUAGAUUCCCCGGCUGGUGUCGGCUUCAGCUACCUAGAUGAGGGGAUACCGCUACCAGCAACAAGUUUCACGGCUGCAGAGGAUCUGCAUCGCUUCCUACAGCUGUUUGUGAGCGAUGUGUUUCCUGAGCUAGCAGACAGAGACUUCCACGUGACUGGAGAGAGCUACGGCGGCCACUAUGUUCCAGCGCUGGGCGCCCAAAUUAUCUCGCAAAAUCUUCUGUAUCCGAAGCGACCGCAAGUCAACCUAAAAUCCAUCUUCGUGGGAAAUGGUUACGUCUCCCCCCUGGACACCACAUUUGGAUACUGGGAGACUCUCUGCACCACGAAUCCAGGCGUCCAGGAGCCCGUCUUCAACCAAACGCGCUGUGACAUCAUGGCCUCCAACAUGCCUCGCUGCAUGGAGCUCUCUAGGGUAUGCUACAACCACCCGGACCCGGCAAUCUGCGAGGCGGGCUUUAUGGUGUGCUGGAAGGGCAUCAUCGAGCACUAUGAUGGCGAGUCAGGAGCGGGCGGACGGAAUCGCUUCGAUAUCACGCAUCCGUGCUAUACUAAGGACGACCUGUGCUACCGCGAGAGCCAGUGGGUUCAGGAUUAUCUGAAUCUGCCAUGGGUCUGGGAAGCACUCCAUGUCCCUAAAGCUGUCAACAACUACAGUAUCUACAACGGCGAUGUCGGUAUGGCGUUUGGGCUCACGAACGAUCCGCUUAUCACCAUGCAACCACAGGUCAUGUAUCUUCUCGAGAGCGGAAUUGAUGUCCUGUUCUACCAGGGCAACUUGGACCUUGCAUGCAACACAGCGGGUAAUCUCCGCUGGGCUAAUUCUAUGGAGUGGAAAGGCCAGCCCGCUUUUGUUGCGCAGCCGAAGAGCGCGUGGACGGAUGACGGCGAGGAGAUAGGAUGGUUUAAGGAGGUGAAGAUCAAGACAGCAAGUGGAAGGGAGACAACCUUUGCAUUGAGCACUGUUGAUGGCGCAGGCCACAUGGUGCCAUACGACAAGCCGAAGCAAGCAUUGGCACUAGUGAAGAGGUGGUUGAGCAAAAGAAGUUUCGCUUAAUUUGCUGUGCAUGUACGAGGGCAAUAAGAAAGGCAAUCUUUUGGGAAAAUGUAGAGUAGGAGAGCAGCUCCAGCGAGCGCAGCGUUCUAGCUUUGUAUUACAUCCUGCUCCUUAACUAAACUUAUGUCUAUGUUCUGGUCAGCGC
Molecule: messenger RNA, 1769 nt
Organism: Trematosphaeria pertusa
Lineage: Eukaryota; Fungi; Ascomycota; Dothideomycetes; Pleosporales; Trematosphaeriaceae
Product: alpha/beta-hydrolase
Exons: 1
Coding region: 158-1624 (488 amino acids)
Biological process (GO): proteolysis
Cellular component (GO): fungal-type vacuole
Molecular function (GO): serine-type carboxypeptidase activity
Source: RefSeq, a predicted model, not a curated record